CACCCGGUCCCGCCCAAGGAAACUUCCAGGUCAUCGAGAGGAAAAAGAAGUCCGCAAAGCCAAAAGCGGACCCCCUCUUCAAACCAGAGUACACAAAAAUCAACAGGGAGAUCAUUGUUGAAACCACUGCCCCAUCCGACGUUAACCCCUCCGAGAUCAGGACCCUUGUCAAUGCUAGAAUCCAAGACGAGUCCUGCCAUUUCAUCUCGGCAAGAAGAACACCCAAGGACAACUUCAUCCUGGAAACAAAAUUCGUUACCCCUGCAACAAAGGCAAUGGAAUAUGCCAAAGAAAUUGAGGAGGCCCUCCUCACCCUACAGGUACCGGUCGCUGUGAUCCGCGCAAACUCUAAAUGGUCAAAGUUUCUGCUCCAUGGAAUCCCCACAACGGUCGGGGAGGGCAUUGAGGCGGGACAAUUAGUAGCAUCAGAAAUCAGAAGCAACUAUGGAGAGAACUUCCAACUUGCGCAGGUCCCCCGCUGGAUAUCCAGGGCAGAAACUCGAAUGGAGAAAACCCACUCAUGA
This is a messenger RNA of Morchella sextelata, 524 nucleotides long. RefSeq lists its product as uncharacterized. The record is from RefSeq and is a predicted model, not a curated record. Lineage: Eukaryota; Fungi; Ascomycota; Pezizomycetes; Pezizales; Morchellaceae. The transcript has a single exon. The annotation marks the transcript as partial.